AUGUCCCUAUCUUCCAAAUCCCUUCCAGACCAUAUCCUUUACGAUGUUGACGUACUGGCCGUCUACAAGCCGGACGACCAACCGCCUACUGAUCAAUUCCCCUCUCCAGCGUCUCUGCCUCCUGCUGUGACCCAAGAUCGCCUUUAUUCUCAACUUCCCAAGCGGGUUUUUCGCCAAGUUACUCACAGACUUGCACGAAGUCUCGAGGGAAUAGCGAUAUCAACCACUGUGCCCCCAGCGCUAGUGCAAGCCCGGCCGACAGUUAAAAGUCAAUGGUGUCUCGAAAUAUCUCCGAAUGGAGAGUAUCUGGCGGUAGUUCAAGAAGGCCAGAUAGAAAUCCGUGCAAAAGAAACUGAAUUCGAAGUACCCUACGCGUCCUAUGUUUCCAAAAGAGACGCUUUUCCCGCAUGGAGAAGGGUUGCUUGGAGUUUGGAUUCGAAAAUUCUUGCAGUCUCCAAAAGCGAUGGUUCAAUCGAUAUCAUUACGCCCAAUGCAAAGGCAAUCUCUAGUAUAGUACCUGGAUUAAAGCCAAAUAACAACGGGGGUCAUGUGAAUCAAACGAAUCAAGACACUGAUGAUGAACAGAGCGCGUCGAGUAUUUUCCUGGAGCCAGUGGCAUUCUUGGCCUUUAUUGAUCCACGGAGGGGAUCAGUGCGAGUACCAGCGGUGGACGGGUACGAGUAUUAUUACGAACUGAUAGUUGUAACAUAUGAUGGUAUAUUGCGAAGUUAUUUGUUGAAUACAACGACAACCACCACAGUCGAUGUUGAUGAGGCAAGUGCAAGAGAUCUUCAACCAGGAGUGACUUAUUCGCGGGAAGAUUCUCCAGAUCCUGGGUUCUUUGUGUUUUACCACAAAUGUUCUUUCCGCGCUUGGCUCACAACGGUGACAUGUGGGGCAGUCGAUACUAAAAGAGGUUUGCUAUGGCUGGGUGGAAAACCAGUUGCUAAUGACAAGGAGGAUGGUGAAUUGAAUCCAUCUGUCGGUUGUUGGGUGAUAUUGCCAGAAAGGCCGUAUUAUAGAAAACUGGGUUUGGAAGGAACAUCAGAUGUCUUGUUUGAUGAGAUUUCCUAUCGUGAUCAGGGAGAAGUUGGGAACAUUGGAAUCCUUUCUCGUAUUAGGAAUAUAUUUUCAACGUUGCGAAAAAUAUAUGAGAAUUAUACUAAUGAAGUAGUGCAUUCUAUGUCUUUAUCACCUGAUAAUGAUCGGCUCUUGACAGUUGAUUUUGCUGGAUGUGUAAAAGUUUGGGUUAUAUCUUCGGAUUACAAGAAUACAAUUGUAGAAUACUCGUGGAAUCAACCGCAACUUAAUUACUUUGCAAGAGAUAAGAAAUUCAAAAACUUAUCUUUUAAUGAAUUUACAUCAGGGCUAAGAGAGCUAGAAGAAGGCGAGGGUGAUAUUCGUGGGAUUGUUGGGAUUGAUAACGGAAAAGUUGUUUCGAUUGCUUGGUGGUCAACCGAUUCUAUAAUACUAGGCUAUCAACAUGGUUCGGUCAUCAUAUUUAGUUUUUUCAAAGCAAAAAACAUUCUUGGUGAUACUCCCGAGAUAUUCAAGUCUUGUAGAGAGAUAACAAAUCGCAUUGAGAACCGUGUUUUGGUGAUUGAACACGAGAUAAAAGCCAUUCGAGCCCGCGUGCAUGGGGAAAAUAUAGUAUCUUACUCAAGAGCCCAAGAGGAAGGUGAUUUAAUCGAUGGAAAUGAUACAGAAUCACGUUUACAGCGGAUAGCAUCGGCAAUUGGCAAUUCUUUACAUUAUGUAACUGAUACACUCUUGUGGCAUUUCGAAAGUGAUUCCUCAUCUAUUCGGGGUAAAUUUAUAACAAUACCAAAGCGAACGUUUAGGCUAAAUCGUAUCACUAAAAUUCAGCCACAAGAGCUGUUAUAUCGCAAGAUUAAUACACUUGAAUACGAUACGGCUUUGGCUAUUGCAGAGACAUACAAUCUUGAUACAGAUAUAGUUUAUCAAGCGCGUUGGCGAGAUACGGAAAUAUCGGAUGAUUCUAUUCAUGAAUGUCUCGACAAAAUACACAACCGUGAAUGGGUAAUCACGAAUUGUCUCGAUAGAAUACCAACUGCUCCCUUACCGGCAUGUGCUGAAAUGAUUCGGUUAUUGUUGGCAUACGGAUUGAAACAAACAGACAUUUUAGAUGAUAUUCUUGCAAAUGUAGCCCAUAAAGAUUUGGCAUUAAAACUAAGAAAAACUCCUCUUGAAUGCGACUCGACUUUAGAAGGGACUCUCAGAAAUCUACCAUUAUCUGAAGACCAGAGAAACAUGUGUCGAUAUAGGCAUUAUUUUCUGCAUUACUUGGAUAGACUGCGUACAUUUGAAGAUAUCACAAAUGCCAAAUCAAGACGCGAUAUGGCUCUCGGACUUAUGUAUGGCGCUUUCGAUAUAGGCGGAUGGACACCUUUUGUAGACUAUUCAUCGACUUUUGCAGAGGACUAUGCGAUAUUCCGUGACAUUGAUAUUGCAGCACAGGCCAUGGACUAUGCUGCAGAUGAAUUUUUCGAAGGGUUAUUAAUUCUGUUCACACGGCAUGGACCCGAGACUCUACCAUACAGAUAUACAAUUCUGGAACAGAUACCUGAAACUGCUGAUCCGAGUGCAUAUGAAGUCUUUCUAUCGAGGGUUAGCUCCAUAGAUGGUGAAGAAGCAGAAGAAUGUUUGUGGAAUGAACAACCAUGGCGAGAACCUGACUGGGUCGAGAAUCCGAUAUUGAAACAACAAUUCGUAAAUGAAGAACCUGCCGAAAGAGAAUUUGAUGGCAUCUGGUUGAAGCCUGUUUCUUAUCCAGCUAAAUCUUCCUUUAUAACGCAAUGGUAUUAUAAAAGAGCACACGUGAUAGACAACAUGUCUGGCCAGGUUGAUAAAGCAUUGCAAUUGGUGCGAUAUGGCAUAAGCAAGAACGUUCAAGGCUUGGAGACUCUCGAAGAAAAUCUUGAUAUGCUGUACAAGUUAGUAUACGAAUGUUAUCCUUCACUGGAAUCAGUAAGUACACGCACAACACUUCACGAAUUCGAAGCAUUAUCCGAAUCGGGAAUAGUGGAAAUAUUUCUCCGACAUACUGAUGAAAGUCGUGUCGUAAAUGAUGUACAAAAGUUUAUUCUACCAUACCUUGAUUUAUUACCGGCUCGUCGUGCUCGUAUUAGUAGUCAAUCUAACAGCGUUAUAUGCGAUCACGCUCUUUCUGCUUCUCAAUGUGAGCCGAUGGAGCUUUUGUAUAAAUAUAUACUUCAAUCAUCGACCGAGCGGUUGGGAGUAUGUUGCCGCCUAUUUGAAGCAUCGGCAGUCACUCUUGCAGAAGAUCAGAAAAUAAUUUCUUCGAGUAUGGAUUUGGCUAGAUUAAUCUUGUCAUGCGCAUAUGGGAACGAACGCACUGAUCAGUGGGACAUUAUUACUCGGAUGACUAAUUAUUUGCCAACGUUUGAUACGGCAGAGGAUAUAGACUUGAGAAUCGAAGAUAAAAAAAACUUGGGCCGUCUUGACACAGAAAGUCUUUUUUCCAACUUGAAGACUAGGAAUGCGUCUGAGAUACAGGUUUUGAUUAACGAUAUUUACAUUCAUCUGGAUGUUGCCAAGACCCUUGCCCGCUAUCAUAUACCUGUUCCGUUGAAGUGGUUCUUUCGUAGCUUGGAAGAUAGGGAUCUUCAGAAGAAGUUAUGUAUUCAGUUGGCUCGAGUAUCCAAUAAUGAUGGCUUGGGAUAUGGAGAAAGAUUUGCUACCAUUAAUGGUUGGACAACAUUGCUGGAUGAUAUGUUAAAAAUACAGAAAAACGUUUUAAAUAAAAUUCCUUCCAAGGAAGCAGUGCAAGAUUUUAUAUCCGGGUUACUUUAUGGAGGCAGAUUUGAUUAUGCUCGCAAAAUCUUAUUACCAGAGAAUCAGGAAACAAUAUUUGAUCUUGGUCUCAUUGAAAAAAUCGUUAUAGAGUCAUCGAGAGAACUAUUUGACAAGGCAACGUCGGGCAGCAGGAGAUCUGGUUAUAUGAAAAUGGCUUAUGAAUGUCUACAAAUCGUUCCGAUAUCACCGGCAACACAAGCUGAAUUGGACUUUAUUGAAGCUACAGAACAAUUGAUGGAACGCAAAUUAAGUCAUAAACCUGACGUGUCGCUUCGUCCAAUUCAUAUACGCCAUGAAAAAGAUCGAUUGAGUUUGAUUGAACGAUUACUGCGAGCAGAUGUGAAGGGCUAUCUGGAUUUGGACAACGUCCUCGAAUUAGCGCGUAAAUUAGGAUUCAGGGGGGACAGGGUUGCAGAACUCAAGGUACAUGUAACGGUUGCUAAAGCUGCAUUACGUAAUGCAAAUUACAAAUAUGCAUUUGACGUCUGUAUGGUAAUCAUAAAUGAGACGAAAGCGUUCGAGAAUUCAAUCGAAGGCCGGAAAAAUCCAACACUGCUCAGAACAAUGAAAGAUGUUACAUGGCGUGUGUGUUUGGAUGUUGGCAGGAAGAAAGAAAUACCUGAUCUCGAUAACAGAAAGACACUUUUAGCGUAUGCUCUUGUAAACUGUACAAAAGAGAACAUGCUUGAUAUCUUGAAUGAUUGGCGUUUAGUAGAAUCAGAGUAUAAGGAAAUGAUGCGGCGGAAGGCUUCCGAACCUAAACAGGUAUCCAUGCAAAAGGUUAAGUUAGUGGCAAAUGUACAGCCUGCAGGAGAGCCUGUUAACCGAUUUGUUCAGGCCAUAAGUAGUUGGUUGUCAUAA
Messenger RNA from Paraglomus brasilianum, 4698 nucleotides. The record is from the annotation of a GenBank genome assembly. Lineage: Eukaryota; Fungi; Glomeromycota; Glomeromycetes; Paraglomerales; Paraglomeraceae.